AUGCUAUACUGGGCUGCGCAACUGAUCAUCUACUCUGUCUCCUUCGGACCAGAAAUCCUCCAGGGAAGUUUCUCUCAAUAUGGAGACUUGCCCCACGAGAAGCUUCGUCAAUCUAGCGAAGCAAACCCUGAGAACGGGUUUGAUAUUCACAUGAAAAAUGCCGAGUUCUACGCUGAUCAGAUUUGCUGCGGUGUGGCUACUUCAUACAACCGGACAUGCACAUACUGGGUGGCCACAAUCUACUUUUCCCGGUAG
Molecule: messenger RNA, 255 nt
Organism: Penicillium argentinense
Lineage: Eukaryota; Fungi; Ascomycota; Eurotiomycetes; Eurotiales; Aspergillaceae
Exons: 1
Coding region: 1-255 (84 amino acids)
Source: RefSeq, a predicted model, not a curated record